AUGUCAAGGCUGGCCAGCGGCGCCGCGCCAAGGCGCCCAAAGUCCGCACUGGCUGCCGUACUUGCAAUCCGCCGCGUCAAGUGCGACGAGGAUCGCCCGGCCUGCCAGAGAUGCACAUCUACCGGCCGCACAUGCGAUGGCUACGGCCCCGUAAUCGCCGCCACCCCGUCGCCACCGGCCACCCUCUCUCACGCCAAGUACUCGGGCCGGGAAUGGCGGUCAUUUCAAUACUUUCAUGAAAAAACGCUCAAGCAGCUGUGCACAUUCUUUCCUGACGACUUUUGGUCCUCGUACGUGCUCAAGAUUGCCAAUACUGAGACAAGCAUAUGGCACUCUCUCAUUGCGCUCUCGUCGUACCACGAGCUCUUUUCCGAGCAGCGCAUGCCGCGCCAGCAGGUGGAAGAUGACUUUGCGCUGCAUCAAUACAACUCUUCCAUCCAGCAAGUCUUGAGCAUGGAAAAAAGCUCCCAAAGCGCCCAUAUACAGCUUGCGUCUUGUAUACUGUUCAUAUGCGUCGAGACGCUUCGCGGACAAAUUGUCCAAGUCGUCAGACUCGUAACCUUGGGCUAUCGAAUAUUGCAAGCAGAAGAUGCCCUGGAUAAAACGUUUCGUCCGCCGGCACCGGACGCAUCAGACAGACGAAAGCUCUUUGCUCUUGCCCGCAACUUUCUGAGUCAAGUUGUCUGCCAAAUAUACAUUCUUAUAAAUGACCUUGAUCCUGAUGUCAAUGCCAUCGCCGCCAACAUCAUUGAGAGCGGCCAUGGACCCGGCCCUCGCGGGUACCGCUUCAACACAACCACCGACGCGCAGUCCGUUUUCAGCAGUAUUCGGCUACAUUUUGACAAGUACGAAGAAGGAGCCAUCGAGGUUGCGCGUUUCAAUCUAGCCGCAUGGACUCUAGCCUUUGACGCCUUCAAACGCACCAUGCCCGACCACCUCGUCACGCCUUCCGAGCGCCGCACCAUUGCGCUUCUCGAGCUGCGCCGGCUGUACUUUGCCGCCGAGCUCUCUGUGAACAUUGUCCGCGGGCCCGUUGACCCCAUGCUAUGGGAUGCCCACCGCGAGACCUUUGUCAAGAUUCUGGCCCUUGCGGAUAUUGCCCUGGCGCGCGACGAAGACGACGAGGGCAGUGAAAGCCAGCCUCACUUUCAUAUGAACACGGGCCCCGUGCCUGUCUUGUAUGGAUUGGUGCAGAAAUGCCGCGAUCUGGACCUUCGGAUGCGCGCCAUCCAGCUUCUCGCAUCGCAGAACCGCCAAGAAGGCAUCUGGAGCAGCAGGGUGGUUCUGGGUACUGUCCUGCGUCUCGUAGCACUUGAACAACAAGGGCUGGUGAAUCCCACGACAUGUGCCGAUAUCCCUCGAGAGAACAGAGUCAUUACUAUCAAAGUCGUCGAAAAGAGUCCUGGUGACUACACGGUGGGAUUCGAGCUGCAGACCGGGUGGCACUGGGAAAAGGCGAGCACAUUCUUAUCAUGA
Molecule: messenger RNA, 1476 nt
Organism: Beauveria bassiana ARSEF 2860
Lineage: Eukaryota; Fungi; Ascomycota; Sordariomycetes; Hypocreales; Cordycipitaceae
Product: Putative Zn(II)2Cys6 transcription factor
Exons: 5
Coding region: 1-1476 (491 amino acids)
Biological process (GO): regulation of DNA-templated transcription
Molecular function (GO): DNA-binding transcription factor activity, RNA polymerase II-specific; zinc ion binding
Source: RefSeq, a predicted model, not a curated record